Molecule: messenger RNA, 1725 nt
Organism: Cladocopium goreaui
Lineage: Eukaryota; Dinophyceae; Suessiales; Symbiodiniaceae
Source: the annotation of a GenBank genome assembly
AUGGCCCGAGGCGUGUGGCCCAGUGCCUGUGGUCGAAUCGAAGGCCUCGAUGCGAGGCCCGUGAUGUUGCGCUGGGAGUACCGAUGUGAGGGCUGUGCCUGGCAACUCUUGGAGACUGCUCUGGUGGAUCUGGACUCGAGACCUUCGGUGGUGAGACUCAACGCCUUUACGUUCCAGGCCCUGCACAUUGGAGCACAUGUGGAUGGCUGGGGUCACGAAGCCAGUGGCGAUCGUCUCUGGUCCCCAUGUGGUGUCGCAGAGCUGUCGCUUCACUCUGAGCGCACGGAAGUCGCGAGACGUGACGUGGCUCACGUGGCCAAUUUCGGGCCGGUCUCCAGCGCCAGUGCCGUAGAUUUCUUCUAUGCCUGGAGCGUUUGGGACGCCGAAAGCCUCCAGGACAUGUCGCAUCUCUUGACGCAGCUACGGGCAGUUGACCUGGAUGUUGCUGCUGGCACCUUUCCUUUGGGCCGCUACGUGGUCAAAUUGUUCGUGGGUGCACAAGCCAUGCCAAUGGUCUCCAUCGAAUCCUCCUGGCUGCCGGGGGAUCGGGUCUCCACUGAAGCCGAUUCCACGAACAUCACAGCCCGCAUCGGUCUCAGCUCACCUGAUUGCCUGGUAGAGAAUUUAUCGGCCUGGUCCUGGCGAUGGCUGCUGUUGGAAGAUCGAAAUCAAGAUGUGGUGGCCGAUUUUGGGGCUAUGAGCGAUGGGCAGACCCUGGUAAUGAGCACCUCCAAUUUUCACGACUUCGCCAUGAUCUCCGGGGAGCAGUACUUCUAUGGCGUCGCAGGGAUUCCGGCAUCAUUUACCAGCUAUGGCUUUGCAGAGCUCUUCGGCUUGGGACUUACCUUGAGCAAAUCCAAUCGCUUCACCGCCGAUGCACCGCCAGGUUUUGGGUGUUGGCGUUGUUGGUACACGGUUUUAAGGACCUUUGGAUGGCAGGAUGAAGAUCCUGAGGGCCUGGAGCAGCUCUGCAAUCCAUCGGGGGAUGGGAGGUGUGUGAACCGUGUGCGCGGUCCAAAUGCCAUAGAGCUCCUGUAUCGUGGCAGGUUGGUCCAAGAUACCUCCAGGGGCAAGCGCAAUUGGUUCUUGCUCUUCACCUUGUUGUUGGUAGACAAAGGGCUCAUAGUCAACUGCCUCAUCUUCCAAACGAUCGUUCAAGCAUGUCAAAGUGUCCUGACCGAUAACAGGCUGCUAGCAAACGAUUGUACUUGGCCUCCAUCUGAUGAUCUGCAGGUGGAGGUGUGGUCUGUGAAGGCUGCCACCAGUGAAGAUUCACCAAAGCAGGAUGGAUAUGGCAGGUACGCCUUCUUCCGCUUCUCUGCUGCCAUCAUUGCCUCAGAGACGGCUGAAGGAGCCGCGAUCGAUCGCUGUGAGGAUCGCUUGGCGCUGCCCGAGAUUCAAUGGGAAGAUGUGACCUCUCCCAACUACUUUCGGGCCCUCGGAGGCGUCAUGUUACGCGACUGGGCCCGGGCCAAAAGUCCGUGGCUCCAAACCUUGAUGCCCUCAGGGAAGUUCUACAUCCUCGUCCGCGCGCGAGAUUCGGUGGGUGGAAAGGCGGACUCGCCGUGGCUGCUGGGCGUCGUGGUGGGCAGCGAGGCCAUGGACGCCACGGAGAUGACGUCGCUGCUCAACGCCCAGGUGGUCACGGGCGAUGCCCAGCGCAUCUUCAGCUCCGUAGAGGAGACGAGAUGGAGACGUUGUGGGAGUAGAACUGGAGCUCAUUGA